Closterium sp. NIES-67 is the source of this 1139-nucleotide messenger RNA. NCBI's taxonomy places the organism in Eukaryota, Viridiplantae, Streptophyta, Zygnematophyceae, Desmidiales, Closteriaceae. The record is from the annotation of a GenBank genome assembly.
UUCCGUCCAUGAAGGACGAGCAGUUCCAGGCGCUCCAGGAGAAGCUGGCGGAGGCGGACGCGCAGCUGCUGGCCGUCACCGCCAGAUGCGACGAGUGGAAGCGCAAGGCGCAGGAGAAGGCGCGGGAGGCAGUGCAGCUGGGCAACAAGGUGGAGGCGCUGGAGGAGCGGCUGGCGGAGCUGGACGAGGAGGACGUGCCCGCGCUGCAGAUGGAGGUGGCUCGGCUGCGGGAGGAGCUGGCGCGGUCAGAGGCUCUUCGCUUCGACCUGCACAGGCAGUUCCAGGCGCCCGACAUGCUCCUCUCCUAUGUUCCCCAUCAGUCAACACCUGCAAAUCUGAUGGCAAUUGCCACUGAUAAUGAGGAGGAGGAGGAGGAGGAGGAGGAGGAGGAGGAGGAGGAGGAGGAGGAGGAGGAGGAGGAGGAGGAGGAGGAGGAGGAGGAGGAGGAGGAGGAGGAGGAGGAGGAAGAGGAGGAGGAGGAGGAGGAGGAGGAGGAGGAGGAGGAGGAGGAGGAGGAUGAGGAGGAGGAGGAGGAGGAUGAGGAGGAGGAAGAAGAGGAGGAGGAGACACGAGUAGGAGCAGUAGUGGCAGCAGCAAGGGAGGGAACUGGGGCAAGCUGGGGGAGUGUCUGCUGACUUUCACUAGCUUCCUUGCAUUUGGCUUAGUUUCCUCAGCUUCUCGCUUCAGUGUCUCUCGUCACCUCAUUUCCUAUGAGUUUGAAUUCAGUAGUCAUAGCAAUUUCCUGUAACGCAGUAAUCAAAUCCUAGGGUUUGCGCCCUUCCGCAGCGCUAGAGUUCGCAUCACACCGAACAGCGUCGCAGAAGAUAGAACCCGUGAGGUUCGAGGCUGACUUGCUUCCAUUCCCGUGGAAGCACGCUCGCCAUGGGACGGCCCAUCGCCGGCACGGCCACGGGCAGCGCGGAAAGCCUCCUUUGGCUCGGCGCGCUGUUUGUGCUGACAUGUCUCGCCGUGGUUUCUCCUGUCCGAAGCGUGCCCUACGCCCCCAACCAAGAGCAAGCUCUCCUGGACUGCCAGAAGGCGUGGGGGCAGACGUUCGCUGGCUGGGGCCUUGGCGGUAGCAACUGCAACAGCAGCGCGACUAACCUCACCUGUGACGCUCAAGGGAUGGUAACCACCAU